AUGUUACCUGAGUGGAUGAUCGAUGUUCCUGAGAAUCUAAGCAGAGACUGGUAUGUGCUAGCGAGACCAGCAGAGAAGAUAUGUUUUGUAGUGUCAGCAGAUGGAACAACUGUUAGUAGGUUACGUAAGGGAUCUGUGUUGCACCAUUUUCCUUCUGCGUUGCCUGGUGGUGCUAGGAAGAAAGGUGUUUCUGGUACAGCACAAUCAUAUUCAAUACUUGAUUGUAUAUUUCACGAGUUGGAUCAGACGUAUUAUGUGAUUGAUAUGGUUUGUUGGAGGGGUUACUCGCUUUAUGAAUGUACAGAAGAGUUCAGGUUCUUUUGGUUGCAGUCAAAACUUGACGAGACUGGUGCUUGUGAUCCGCCUUCUUUUUACCAUAGGUUUAAGUUCAGUGUUGUUUCUUUUUAUAACUGCGACCAAGGCGGACUUCACUCAGCUUAUACAGGAUCAUUACCUUAUGUCAAGGAUGGAUUGUUGUUCUAUAAUAAACAUGCACAUUAUCAUACUGGGAAUACUCCUCUGGUGUUGAUAUGGAAGGAUGAGAGGUGUAGUCAGUAUGUCACUGAUACAGACAACAAUGGACAUGUUUUAAACCAACAACAUAUUGUGUUGGAGUUGCAAGAUGAUGGGAAAUUGUAA
Messenger RNA from Eruca vesicaria subsp. sativa (arugula), 639 nucleotides. NCBI's taxonomy places the organism in Eukaryota, Viridiplantae, Streptophyta, Magnoliopsida, Brassicales, Brassicaceae. The record is from the annotation of a GenBank genome assembly.